ACAAAAUGCAUCAAAAACGAAUGGACAAGAACUGUCAUAUUCCUGACUUGGUACAGGCAUUUUCAAAUGUAGAAAAUGGUGGAUUAAACCUGGUUCUAUAGCGCUAAACCAUUUGCGGUAUUAUUAUAUGUUAUUUGUUACAUUCCUUAUACAGAUAAUUUCUUAGACAUGUUAGAGUUCUAAUAAUUUUUUUUUAUCUAGAAGUGUAUAAAAGGUCGAUUUUUAAAACUUAAAACCGUCAGUCCAUUGUAAUCAAAUUAUUUUUGAUGUUUUUUACAGGCAUCCGGUAGAUUCUCUGCAGCAACGUGUAUAAUAUUGUUCACGACAAUAGCUCUUUUAUGUGACUUUUUUUUGGAACCAUAAGAAUAGAUGAUCUGAUUCUCGGACGAUUUUUAUUUUGGAAGAAAAAACUUUAACUACAGUAUUGAAAGUGAAAGUAGCUACACAAGAAAUUGCUGUCAAGGUCUUUAGAAGGUAUAUAAUCAUACAUUAAUUGGAUAUUGGGAACAACAUAUUUGAAGAAAUUGAAAAAAAUAGUUUUGGAUCAGCCAUGUACCACCAAACACAUGAAAGGUCAAUGACAUUCAAUGGAAAAAACGAUGAAUAUAAUAAGCCUCACAAUUUCCAUGAUGAAACAAGGGAUUUCCAAUUCAAAGAAGACGGACGUUCUCGUGUUCAUGAUGGUUUCGAAUAUUUUGGACAAACACGGACGGAGUUUCGAAAGAACACGUUGAGGCAUUCUAACACAGGUCGACUAGGAAAUGAUAGAAUAGAAUCAAGGAGGCUUGUUGGUCACGAAAGAAGGGAGAAUUCUGGACGUCGUAACCCCCUGUUAAAGAAAGGAAACGAAAUGGGUCAUAGCAGAAACGAUUCCUACGACGAAAAGGUAGAUAUAAAACAUGAACGAAAUAGGCAUAAAAGAAAAUAUGAUCAGAACGUAAGACAUACUUCGCAUGAAAUAAAAGAAGAUUUUCAAGAGCAGAGUGAAUAUAGAAAUACGCGUUCUCAUGACUUCGAAAACAGGGAUAGACAAAAUGCCGAGGGAUCGUCACAUUAUUUUGAUAAACACUUGGACAUUAGUAGACGGCAAACCGGAAAAAAUUUUGAAAGGGGCAAUUUUAAUGCUUUUCGUAGUGGUAGAUAUCAAAAGGAAAAUUGUGACACACAAGAUAAUUAUGAUUCAGAUUUGAGCCAUCUGAUGUUACCAGGUAGAUACGAAGACAAUCAAUUAGAAUGUGAAUUAUCACCAGUGUCAUCUGAACCCAUUGAAGAAUAUGCCAUUGAAGAUAAAGUUUCUAUUUUACUCAAUAUCAUUUUAGAAAAUGGAGGAGAAAUUGAAAUUCAAGAACUUCAAAACGAUUGGAUUGAGACAUUUGGACAAAGUAUAGAUGAAGAAAGUGGAGAUUUGAAAACUUUCUUAGAGAACUAUCCGAAGGUGUUUGAACUUGCAACUGAAACUGUUGAAGAGGCAGAAGAGGGAGAAUCGCCCGAGGAAAAUGGAAGAGUUCGUGCCAAGACAGAGGCCACAUUAUGCCAAGCUCACGCAAAUGUUCCAAAUUCAUGCAAAGGAGGAUGCAAUGCCCUUCAUAUUUGUAAAUUUUAUUUUCUUAGCUCCUGUGGAAUGACUAACUGUAAAUUUAUUCAUGACUUUGAUAAUGAGCACAAUAGAAAAACAAAAUGGAAGUAUUUUCUGCAUCGAGUUAAGUUACAAAAUAUAUGUCGAUUACUUCAGCAUGAUGCUAACAGAUGUAGAGUAACAGUCCCUGUCAUCUGUCGAUUCUAUAAUACUAAAGGAUGCAGGAAUCAACAGCCGCCUCGAAAAUGUCCAUUUUUGCAUUUGUGUAGCAAUUACGUUGAUGGAAAGUCCUGCGCUGCUUUUUGUCGUCAAAACCACAGUUUAUUAGAAAGUUCAGUGCUUGAAAUACUGGUCAAGUAUAAUUUGGAUCCGAGAGAAUGGAGUCAAGGUGAGCAAAGAAUACUUUCUAUAUUACGUUGGGCUUCUAAUGAUUUUAAAGAAAAUAACAAGAAUCGGUAUAUUCCAUAUAAAGUCGAAAAAGGGUAUAUUAACAUUUCUAACGAAAAACUAACCAGAAAAAGAAAGUUGUUUGGCAAGGAACAAAUUGUUAGCUCAGCAGUCAAAAUACCGAAAAUUUCAGAUGAUCUAUCAAUUUCAACUGAUGAUGAAUGUCCCAUUGCAAAUCAUAGUUAUUCCUGGUCUAUUUUUGGUGGCAACGUAAAUGAAGACAUUCCAGAUGACAUCGGCAAAUAUCUUGAAGACAAGCACCGAAAAUACUUGCUCGCAAAGACAGCAAUUGUUACCCUCAAAGGAAAAAGAUUUAUCGUUGAUUUUGAGAAACUCGAAGGCCGGUUUGAUGGAGGCACGUCAGAGGUAAAAAUAUACAGAAAUGGUUUGAAAAGGGAUUCCGCAGAAAAAAUAAGGACACCAUCAGACCAGUUAGAAACAACAACAUCAGAAGAUGGAUACUCAUCAAGCAGUACCGACGAGUCCGAAAGCAAUGACCCAUUCGAAAAGGUCAAAAAUGGCGAGUUCAUAAAGAUUUGAAUAUAGACUGAAAUUUGUGAUUUUCAAAAGUGUAUGUGUAUAUAGGUUUGUGAACAGUUGUUUCGUUUUUACAUUCUUAAUGUAUACCAGGAACAUUUUUUUUUCAAUUUUCGUUAUUUUAGUUUGAUCAAAUUUGACAAUUCCUUUUCAUCCAAAGAAAAGUUUAUUAUUUUCGUUUAUACAUUUUUACGAAGUUUAAUUUUACAACAUUGAUAAUCCGACGACUUUAAAAAAGUAUUGAAAUAGUUUAAACAUUAUUUUACUUCACCAGUCGGAUAAAAAAUUAUAUCAUUGGCGAACGAAAAGAUAGGUAUUGUUAUAUUAGUACAUUUUUGUAUUGACAUGUAUUUCUUAGUUUAAUCAUCAUCGAACGUUUUCUCUUAUACAUUUUAAUUUGGCGGCAGUUGCCAGCGCUGUAUAAGAAGUGAUAGCUAUGUAUCUAACUUUGGUAUACAGUUAUAAGGCAGGGUGAAAACAGUUAAACGGAUUAUUGUCUAUGCCGAGAAUUUCAGAGAGAGUACAAAGAAUUAAAAAAAAAAAUGCAUUUUCAUCUUUAAGAUGAUAAUGUGCAAAAAAGUAUCCUGCAUUCCCUAAAAACCAAAAUACAUCAACCGUUAUUCUACUUUCCGUAAAAAUAACAUGUAUGGUUGAUGCAAUGGAUAGAUUGUGUGUUGAAAUUCAACAUAAAUCACAGAAGGAAAGUGAAAGCCAAUACGUGCAUAACGGCGUGAAAAGAUUUUAAAAAAGUAAAAAGGGAACAAGAAGUUGAAGACUAAGGAAUGAAAAAAAGGCAAAUAAAAACAACUUUGAACAUAAAUUAAAAAAAUUAUGUUCUUAUAUAUGCCUAGCAUCGGGAAAAGAUUUGAAAAAAGGAAACAAGAUGUAAAAGAUCAACGACUUAAAAAAAAGGAAAAAAUAAAAAAAUAAAAAAAUAUCAAUAAUAAAAUUGAACAGGACAAAAAUUUAGUGUGUGAAUAAGUAAAAUAAGAGGAUAUUUUUUUUAAUACGAAAUUAAUUGUAGAAAUAGGAAUUUUAUCCAACACGAUUGUAUACACAUAAUAAUCUUAAACAACUCCUUGCACUGACAAUUACCCAGGAACAUACAUAUUAACGUUAGAUACACUGUUCCCAGAAUUACCCUACACAGUUCAUAUAUCUGCAUAUUUCAUAAAUAUAUAUUUUAUAUACAUUGUUUAAUAUUGUUAGGAGUUUUGUUUUAUUAUUUAAAACUUUUCUGAUUGAAAGAUCAUUUCAUAAUGUGAUACAGAUACGUCUAUACAUAUUGCGGAAAUUGUCCAGCAAUAAAAAAAGAUAUCGAAACCAAAUUGAACUAUUUUAGUUAGAAUCACCUGGAAGAUAAACAAAUCUAUCUUCAUUAUAUGGGCUUACUUACCUUAUUUUUUAAGUACAAUACGGAUGAAUAGUACUGACAGAGAGUUUUAAAAAAAAUGUGUGUCAGAAAAUCUUUAAAAAAAAAUGAGAAUUCAUAAAAGUGUUAUUAUGCAAAUGAAAAGUAGUAAACAGAAAUAUCAAAAGGAAUUCUUCGAUAUUGCAGAACAGAACAGAGUUAUGAAUUACGAUCAUUAUCAUCCUGGAUACUUGUUUUCUUUUUCAAACACAAAAUUAUGUCUACUUUUUACGUUUGUAAAUAUAUCAUACUAAGAUUUGCUAAAUAAAGUGUAUGUGUCUAUAUAA
Molecule: messenger RNA, 4258 nt
Organism: Mytilus trossulus (common blue mussel)
Lineage: Eukaryota; Metazoa; Mollusca; Bivalvia; Mytilida; Mytilidae
Exons: 3
Coding region: 551-2563 (670 amino acids)
Source: RefSeq, a predicted model, not a curated record